This is a messenger RNA of Camellia sinensis, 2436 nucleotides long. The record is from RefSeq and is a predicted model, not a curated record. NCBI's taxonomy places the organism in Eukaryota, Viridiplantae, Streptophyta, Magnoliopsida, Ericales, Theaceae.
AUGCUAAAUGACAAAGUGAUGAAUAGUGAAGAUUUUCGAAUUGAAGAAGAAAUUAACACUUCUAAUGAUGUUGAAAGAGGUGAACGUGACUGCAUGUUUGUUGCAAGGCAAGAAAAUAAUGACGACAAUUUGUUAGAUAAGGUGGUAUACAGUGAAGACGAAGCAUAUGCUUUAUACAAUAAUUAUGCAUUACGAAUGGGUUUUAGUAUUCGGAAAGGAAAGCCAAGAUAUUAUAGUGGAUCAAAGAACAUUAGACAACGUGAAUUUUUAUGUUGUAAAGAGGGUUUUAAAGUAGAUGAAGACCCUUUUGAAGAGAAAAAAUUGAAUAGGCUGGAGACUAGAACUGGUUGCAAAGCAUUUGUUCGUUUAACUGUUGAAGAUGGAAUUUGGAGGGUUACUGCCUUCAAUCCUGAACAUAAUCAUGAACUUGCAUUACAAUCAGAGCGACAUUUGCUAAGAUCUGCUCGUCACAUUUCAAAACCGAAGGCAGGUGUGAUUAAUUCUAUGAUAAAUGCAGGUAUAAGCACAAAGAAUGCUUAUUCAUAUCUAAGAGAAGAAGUUGGAGGCAGUGAGAAUGUGGGUUUUACCAAAAGGGAUUGUUAUAAUUAUGUGAACAAGCAAAAGAUGACGAUGAUUAGUGCUGGAGAUGCUCAAAGCCUAUUGAAUCAUUUUAAGCAGAAACAUACAGAAGAUCCCAUGUUCUUUUUCACAGUUCAAGUAGAUCAAGAAAAUCGCAUGACUAAUUUUUUCUGGAGAGAUGGGAGAUCAAGGGUUGAUUAUGAUUGCUUUGGAGAUGUAGUUGUUUUUGAUACCACCUAUCGUACCAAUAAGUAUAAUUUGAUUUGUGCUCCAUUUGUUGGUGUUAACCACCAUUGGCAAAAUGUGAUGUUUGGUUGUGCUUUCCUUUUGGAUGAAACCACUGAUUCAUUUAUAUGGUUGUUUAAAUCAUUUUUAGAAUCAAUGGGGAAUCGGUCUCCAGUUACAAUUUUUACUGACCAAGAUCAAGCCAUGUCUAAUGCUAUUCAGGUAGUGUUUCCAAAUACACAUCAUCGAUUAUGUUUGUGGCAUAUUUCGAAAAAUGCUCCUUCUCAUUUGGGGGAAUUAAAUACUAACACAGAGUUCAAGUACCUUUUCAACAAGUGCCAAAAAUAUUGUGAUUCUACACUAGAAUUUCAACAAACUUGGGAUAACGUGAUACAAAAGUUUAGUUUGGAGAGUCAUCGGUGGCUUAAUAUGAUGUACAAGAUUCGACACAAGUGGAGCACUGCAUUUACUAAGGAUAGUUUCACCGCUGAAUUUAAAGCUUCCUCAAGGAGUGAAAGUACAAAUAAUGUUUUGAAUAACAUAGCAGGCAAAACAACUAGCCUAACUAACUUUGUUAUUGAAUAUGACAAUUUAGUGGCAGGUAUGCAUUCUUCAAAGUUGGAUGAAGAUUUUCGAUGCAAGCAAGGUGCCCCUCAAAAAGCAGUAAAAAAAAGUGGUAUUUUGGGUCAUGCAGCUCAAGUUUACACCUGUAAGAUAUUUAAAUUAUUUGAAAAUGAAUUUCUCAAUAGUCUUGCAAUGGUGUGGAAGCAAGUUGAUUGUCAAGAUACAGUUGAUGUCUUUGAGUUGAAAGAAGAAAAUAGUGAAAGGGUACGUAUUGUUCACUUUGAUCAUCUCACUAACAACAUUUCUUGUUCUUGUAAGAAGUUUGAAUCAUUAGGAGUUCUUUGUUGUCAUGCAUUGAGGGUUUUUAGUAUAAAAAAUUUGACUGCAAUUCCAAGUCAAUAUAUUUUGAAACGUUGGACAAAAGAUGCCAAGAAAGGGAUUAUGGCUUACGAACAAGGUAACAAUUCCAUUGCGAAUGGUAAAGAGGCUGAGAUCAUAUGGCGUAAUAGUAUGAUACGUAUAGUUAGUACAACUAUAUACAAGAGUCAAGGGAAUGAUAGCCUUAAGAACAUUUGCCAGAAGAUACUUGUAGAACUUGAUGAAAAAAUUGAAAGGGAGUUUGAAAGGUUGAGAUUGGGUACAGAUAUGCAUAUUGAAGAAGAUCAAACCGUACAAUGUGAUACUACUAACAUGUCAGUGUUGGAUCCCCCACAAGCAAGAUCGAAAGGUGUACGAAACACUAGACUUAAAGGGCAUUUUGAAAAGCGCAAGACAAAACCGUCCAAGGAUGCAUCAACUUCGCGAAAAUCAAAACAAGUAAAGCAAGGACCAUCACAUGCCUCACUUGAUGUCACAUAUGAUACAACAACCUUCCAACCACCAAAUGGGUCCCCUUAUGUAAGACCAGCAGAUGCCAACAUACAUGGUCAAUCUUACCCACCGUGGACCAUGCAUACUCAGGAUAUGGACUUUGCAAAAAUUCCAUUUACAACUAUGUUGCAAAGUGUCGAUGUUGUAAACCAAUUUAGUCAGAAAAAUGAUAGUUACACAGAGAAGCUACAAAAGUAA